AGCAAUAACAAUUCGAACGAUGUGGCAGCGCUGCCUGCAACAGAAUCAAAAUAAGAAUAAAGAUGUUAUUCUUGAGACGAUUUUAUAGUAAAUCCGGACGGAUAGCUCAAAUAUUUAAGACUAAUAAGCCAGGCGACUCGUUGGCCAUUCAGGGAUGGAUCAAAAACGUUCGCCGGUUGAAGAACAACACAUUUCUGGACAUCAAUGAUGGUUCCACGAGCAGUAGGUUCCAAGUGGUAGUGCCCCGGACUCCGGAAAACCAGCACUUACCUCCGGGCAGCGUCAUUGCCGCGGUCGGUGAAAUUCAAGUGGCUCCAAAUGGCAGCUUUGAGUUGCAUGCGAAUCAGGUGGAAAUGUUGGCGGAAGGACACCUGCAGGAAGGUUAUCCCUUCAGUCCCAAACAGAAACAUCCACCGGAAUAUGUGCGUGAGCAUCUACAUCUUCGAUCCCGCGUAGAUUUUGUGGCCGCCCAGAUGAGGGUCAGACACAAAGCACAAAAAGCCAUACACGACUACAUGGAUGAGCAGGAUUUCGUGCAGAUCAACACUCCUCUGCUUACAACCAAUGAUUGCGAGGGAGCAGGAGAAGUUUUCCGGGUUCAACCGGACUCCGAAGAUCUGCUUAAGCAGAUGAAGAGAUCGAAUGUUUCCGUGGAACAGAGCUACUUCGAUGGCAAGGCAUUCCUCAGCGUCUCUGGUCAACUGCACCUAGAGGCCAUGACAUACGGUCUAGGCAACACAUAUACCCUCUCGCCAGCCUUCCGAGCGGAGAACUCCAAGUCGCCAUUGCAUUUAGCCGAGUUUUACAUGUUUGAAGCGGAACUGGCGCAUUUGGAGGAGCUGGAAAAGUUAGCGCAGUUCAUUGAACAGAUGCUGAAGUCAGUGACAAACCGUUUGCUGGAAACGAGUGCCGAGGACCUAAGUUUCUGUCAACGAAAUUCCAACUCCAGCUCCGAUCUGCCUUGGCUGCAGGUACCGUGGAAGAUAAUAAGCUACGAUGAAGCCCUACAGGUACUGCAGGAAAAUAAGAACAGUCUAAAGACGCCCAUAAACUUGAACGAAGGCUUCUCUAAGGACCAAGAAUUUUUUCUAGUCGACCACUGUGGUGCUCCCGUAUUCGUUGUGGAUUGGCCAGCUCAGCAAAAACCUUUUUACAUGAAAAUCUCGCGUACAAAUCCCAACCGAGUUCAUGCCCUAGACCUGCUGAUGCCAGCCGUUGGCGAAUUAUGUGGCGGCAGCCUGCGUGAAAGCGAUCCUGCUAUAUUAAGAUCCCAUCCGCAGCUGCCAAAGGAUCUGGAAUGGUACGUUGACUUGCGAAAGUACGGUGGAAUUUCAACUGGAGGAUUUGGAAUGGGCUUUGAGCGUUACUUGCAGCUUGUCACGGGUGUUAAAAACAUUCGCGAUGUGAUACCCUUUCCCAGGUAUCCACACAGCUGCAAGAUGUGAUCAGUUAAAGAUGUAAAAUGUUUUGGUUUAAUUUUGUUAAAAGUGUAAUAAACAAAUAUUACUCUAGAG
Messenger RNA from Drosophila santomea, 1514 nucleotides. It is a transcript of the gene AsnRS-m, whose product is annotated as probable asparagine--tRNA ligase, mitochondrial. The transcript has 3 exons. Gene Ontology annotation, cellular component: mitochondrion. Gene Ontology annotation, biological process: asparaginyl-tRNA aminoacylation. Lineage: Eukaryota; Metazoa; Arthropoda; Insecta; Diptera; Drosophilidae. Gene Ontology annotation, molecular function: nucleic acid binding; ATP binding; asparagine-tRNA ligase activity. The record is from RefSeq and is a predicted model, not a curated record. Bases 63 to 1445 code for a protein of 460 amino acids.